This is a messenger RNA of Saccostrea cuccullata (small rock oyster), 729 nucleotides long. RefSeq lists its product as uncharacterized. NCBI's taxonomy places the organism in Eukaryota, Metazoa, Mollusca, Bivalvia, Ostreida, Ostreidae. The record is from RefSeq and is a predicted model, not a curated record. The transcript has a single exon. Bases 1 to 729 code for a protein of 242 amino acids.
AUGUCCCAUUCCGCAGCUCGUACCGUUCACUUGUGGUUUGAUUUACCACAGAACGCAAAAUGUGUUCGUAACGAAGUCUGUGUCACUGAAUCUCAAAAGGGGACGUAUUUCUGCGUCAUCGCAUUUAGGCAUGGAUACAGCGGCAUACAAGAACUGUGUGACGGAAAGAAAAUGGCGAUCUUUUCAGUCUGGGACAGCGAGACAAAUGUAGACCCUUGUGAGGAUGAAAGAGUUAAGGUUAUUUACAGCGGAGAGGGAGUCCAGGUUUCUCGAUUUGGUAAUGAAGGAACAGGUGGUAAAACCAUGAUGCCUUUCGAAUGGGUAGUUGGUGAACCCGCUAAAUUUAAAAUUGAGGCCGAAAACCUUGAUGGACUUUGGACAGCAUUUUCUUGCUAUCUUAAAAACAGUUGUUCGCCAAAUUGGUUUCACAUGGCAACAAUAAAAACAAUCACAAAUGGUGAAAUGAUAAACGGAGUUUACUCUUUUGUUGAAGAUUUCCAACGAGAUGGAGCCAAUCAUUGUAAAAUCCGUUCUGCAAAGUUUGGGGAUUGCUGCUAUAUGCAGGAAAAAUUAUGUGGCCGAGCACAGUUUACAGCAGAUAGUUCUACCUUGCUGAAUAUAAAUGCUGGGUUAAUUGACAAUAAAUUUUAUCUAGCUACUGGUGGUGAAACUGAAAACACAAGCACACCACUCAAUGGUUUUAUUACCAAGUCUUCUGACCCGGAGUGA